Neodiprion fabricii is the source of this 3450-nucleotide messenger RNA. RefSeq lists its product as uncharacterized. The transcript is spliced from 6 exons. Bases 797 to 2155 code for a protein of 452 amino acids. The record is from RefSeq and is a predicted model, not a curated record. NCBI's taxonomy places the organism in Eukaryota, Metazoa, Arthropoda, Insecta, Hymenoptera, Diprionidae.
ACUUCAUUGACGAGGACCAGUAAUUGAAAGCAGCAAAUUGGUAUUGUUUUACAAUUGCGUUGGGGCUAGUAGGUUUAGUCAUUGAUCAAUGAGUCAUUUGACAUUUCAUAACAGACAUCCUGACGUAUUGCUAUGACUAAUAUGGAAUACGAAGGAAAACUGUUCGAAGUAUCGGAGAAACUGUCAACCCAUGGCUCCAAAUACAAUUACAGUCCUGUUUCUAGUGAUUGUAUGGCAUGCGCCGUACGUGUGACAAGUCGAAGACAUAAAGAAUUAGAAGAACAGGUGACAGAGUUAUUUAUAUCCUGCGAAAAGUAUGAUCAUAGGUGAAUUAUCUUGCUUGAUUUUUAGCAGAGCGUUGUUGUUUGUGGACCUUUUCCAAGCAACGAAGAUGUAUGUCACUUGCCUGAGACUCUUGCCAAAGAAAAAUACCGAAGAGCUCAAUUGCAUGUAGUAACCACUAAUCAAAGGGUCAAGGUUUUCGGCAAGUGGACCGAGGAAAAAUUAUUGGCAGCAUUGACAGACCGAUUACUGCAAAGAGCUACCAGUCAACCCCCCAAACCUUAUGAGAAAAUUCCCCCACUAAAAAUUAAACAAUUUUCUGCUGGUAUACCUUACUGUCCGAUUGUUCAUAGGGGUAUAUACAGCAAGGAUAUUUUGGGACGAUUGUAUGGCAGUGGUAUGGCGUAAACAUUGAUUAGGAAACAUAAUAUAAUACAAUAUAUAUUCCAUCUUGUAAUAGAAAGUAUUAUUGGUCAUAUUUUAAGGUGUGUCAGAAUCGCUUGUUAUAAGAGCAAUGAAAUUUGGUUUAAAACAUCUUAAACCGGAGGAUCUGAAUUACUUUAUCCAGUUUGGAGUAUCCAUUCAAACUUUACGAUCGCAUAAACUCUGGAAUGAGUUGACAGACGAAUCUUUAGCUACGUCUCUGAGAACUAUGGGCUUUGAUGAUAAUGCUAGCAGGAAAAUAAUAUUAAACGGCAUGCUGUUACAAAGCGAAAUUUGUUUAAUGCAAUUAAUGCUCGCGGGCGUUGAUGUUCCUGGAAUUCUUAAUUGGCAAGGGGAGAAGAUCGAUGUAGGAGCUCGAAUGAUAAAAUUUUUAAGAAAUUUAGGAAUUCCAGAGGAUGUACUGCAACUAAUUGUUCAGAAAGGUAUCGAUGAAGAGACUAUGGAGAUGCUUAAGGAUUUGGGGUACACGGAAACAGAAGAAGAAGAACACGUGGGAAUGCAUGAGGUACUCAUUUGCGAAUGCGAUUUGACUGUCCUUGAGUCAGAAAUUUGUUCAGUGAAUUCGCCACCCUCUAAUACUAACAGCUUGAAGAGUUUAAUUCCAAAGCCUGAUAAUAGCGAAGCGGAUUUUGAAGCCGAAGAUACUCGCGUAUGUUUUUCUGAUAUAAGUAGUUCGACUGUGUCAAAUUCAACGUCGAGUCAACAAACUCUAGUAGAUUGCAAAAAUGUGCACGUAAAACCAAAAGCGCUAACAAGCUCAGAACUUCUCACUGAACGAAAUGAGUACUUAAGGCGAACAGUAAUGGCACCAUUAGCUUGGGCCAUGAGCAGAGCGUUACAGUACAGACCAUCUGAUCCAAAUCAUUACAUAGCAUGUCAACUGCUGCGUUGGAGAUAUGGGAACGUUUCCAAACUGGAAAUGAAGGCUGUACAGGACUUUGUAAUCGCUAGAACAAUCGAAAUGGACAAAAAAUUAAUGGAACAAAAACGGAAAGAAGAAGAAGAGUUGAUGGCCAAACGUAAUUUUGAAGCUUUACAAAAUAUUCCUUGCCAUCCGUGCUGGCAAAAUCAACAAAUUUAUCGUGUUAAAGAGCGGUGUUGGAAAUGUAUUAAAAAAUGGGUACCUAACUACGAGCGAUGCGAGUUGCCUGAGAUUUGUAGUUCGUGUGAGGUCGACUUAUCUGAGAUUUUGAACUCUGACACGGCAACAAGUAGUACUGGAGAUAAUUCAGAAACAGAAAGUGCUGUACAGACUCAGAAAGUAGCCAUUCUGGAUAAUAGAAAUAUCUCAUCAGACGGUCAGUACCGUUAUACGGAAAACUUGGACUUGUCAAGUUAUAACAGAGUUGACGAAUUUUACGGAGAAUAUUUCAAAUCGGAUUCUUACGAGGAAAAUAUGCAUAUAAUUUCAACCAAGUCUGAAGCAUAAAUGUUGAUACAGCAUGAGAACUCUAUUUUAAAAUAUACUACUACUACGAUCAGAUAUAUGAAGGUAAAUUUGUGCAAAAUAAUUUUUUUCUUGUUUCUAUGAAAGAAUGGUACUACUAAUACAUGAUAUAUGUAUUGAUCGCAUGAAUAUUUUUUGAUUUUGUUGACUAUUCAACUUGUGAUGAUAAUCUGAUUAAUAGAAAAAUAAUAUUUGUGAAAGCGACGACUUCUCUCGGCGCUCAUGUUUAUGAAAGGGACGCACUUGGGACGAGCGUCUCUGGUUUUGGUAACUUCGCGCCAGCAGCCCGGACUGUUUAUGCAAGGCGAUAAGUACCUAGGACAAGUGGGCCCCACGGUUUGCGAAGCAACGUUUCGACCGGCGAGGCGACGAUCACUUCUCGAUAGAGUUCCAAGCAAGCAACGUCGUCCUUUUACUUGAGAUUAUACGCGACGCUGUACGUUUGUGCAAUUAUAUAAAUAUAGACUCAUUCCGCUAUUCGUUAUUCAGCAUUUCUUACAUUUGGAAAAUAUUAUAACCGAAUUGGAUUAGAAAUAUAUUGAAUUGAUGAGAAAAUUCAAUUGUGGACAGAGCAAUCAUAGAAAAUUCGUUUAUUUGGUAAUCAGAAUCGUACAAUUGUUAUACAACACUUGAUCAUAAUAUUUGAGUACUAAGAUUCCAUCACACAUACAAAAUCAGAUGAGAUGAAAAAAUUUAAAACAUUGCGAAUAGAAAAAUAUAAUAACACACUGGCGGUGUUUGAAUUGUACAAUGAUAACUUUUCUAUGAUAAUAUGUAGAAAUAUAAUAAAUUUCGGUUAAUAAACAAAUACGGGUAAGUAAUCUUCAAACUAUUGGAUGAAGUUAAAAGUAAAGUACUGGUGUAUUUAUGAAUAAACCAAAUGCAGUACUUCCGUAUAAAAUUCGAGGUUUUAUUGAAAAUGUAGAAUAAUAAAUACUGUACGUAUCGGUUGGGUAUAAUAGUAUAAUAAUGUAAUAGGCAACAAUAUGCAUCGUUCGCUAAAACUUUUUUUUUUUUGGACGCACUGAUAACUUUUAGUUAAUCAUAGAUUGUGCUUUAAUUAACAGGAAGAACACAACGACCCGCGUACGAAAAUAGGAAAUUCACAAGUUGUCAUGACAGACUUGACGUAAGAAUGCAGGGGAGCUAUUUCUUUAGUGAAUCAUGGUAUUCCAUCAUUACCUAUUUUAGAUUAUUCCCGAGGUUCACAAUGAGUACGUUUUUUCGGUUUACAUUGAAAGUCUUGGUACAAGUUAGAGCGAACGUCAAUAAAAUAG